This is a messenger RNA of Haemonchus placei, 810 nucleotides long. The record is from the annotation of a GenBank genome assembly. Lineage: Eukaryota; Metazoa; Nematoda; Chromadorea; Rhabditida; Trichostrongylidae.
AUGAGAAGGAUUAAGACGACGAUCUGUACUUUCGACGCGCGGACGCUUGCAUUGGAAGCGUGUAUAGAAGACCUGAUGAUGCAAGCUAGGAAGACCAAAUACGACGUCAUCGGAGUGAUCGAGACGAGAAUGCAUCGCCUGCUGCACGCUGUAUUUGAGAUUGGAGAAGAACUGUUUCUUGGAGCAUGCGACAGUAGAGGCGUCGGUGGCGCAGUGCGUGGAGAGAGCUAUGAAGUUUGGGAACGAAGCCUCAACACCUCCAUGAAAUGGAGUCACUUCGCUUCCCUUGCGAGUAAAUGGGAAGAUUCCGUUAUCGACAACAUCGAUGAAGAAUACAAUCGGCUCAUUGAACAUCUCCACGAUAGCGGUAGGAAAACAGAGAGUCUACAAGAAACCAAGAGACGACUUUCUUCGAAGACUCUCGAGCUGAUACACGAACGUGGAGUCGCGCGAGCUUCUGGCAAUCAUCGACAAGCGUCCGAACUUGCGAAGCUAUGCAGAGAAGCGAAAAAGGAAAAUCUGAAAGAGAGAAGAGCAGCAGUUACGAAGGAAGCCACCGAGGCCGAAAAGAACAUUCGCAAAGCCCGGCGGAGGUUCGCCAAUUGCAAGCCUAAGAUGACUUCUCUUCGUCGCCCAGACGGAACAGUUACUGCAUCUCGAAGCGAGAGACAAUGGAGAAGGUCAUCUACGAUUUCUACUCCGAUCACUUCGAUAGCCACGUCUACCUGCCUACCCACCAUCUUCGGCAGGACGAAUAUAUCGCUCCUUCGGUUCUCCCUUUCGAAUUACGAAAUGCCAUCACGUCGAUGA